CUCGGCCCGCCGCCGCCGUGGGCGCCGUUCGAGCAGCUGCUGAGCAGCUUCGUUUCGAGGCAGGAGGAUCAUAUGGAGGAGGAGGAGCGGCAGAGGAGGGUCGUGCUGGACCGGCUGCACAUACCAACGGACGGCGAAGACGGCCGGCAACAGCAGCAGCAGUACCAGCAGCUGUAUCAGCAGCAGCCGGCCGAGCAGCAGGCGGCAGCAGUGGAGCAGCAGCAGCAGCAGCAGCAGGCGAGGCCGCCACGGGACUCCCUGUCAAGCGGGGCGCUUUCGUCGCCGCGGCCGGGCGCUUCGAGCGGCGGGGGCGGCGCGGCGGCCGCCAGCAGAUAG
Messenger RNA from Monoraphidium neglectum, 336 nucleotides. RefSeq lists its product as hypothetical. Lineage: Eukaryota; Viridiplantae; Chlorophyta; Chlorophyceae; Sphaeropleales; Selenastraceae. The record is from RefSeq and is a predicted model, not a curated record. The transcript has a single exon. The annotation marks the transcript as partial.